ACCGGUUCUUCACCUACCCUAUUUUGAUCGCCCUUUUACCCUUACCACCGAUGCGUCCUCCGACCCCCAGCGGUCAUGAUGCUAUCCUGGUCGUCGUCGAUCGCUUCACGAAGCGUGCACGCUUUGUUCCGUGUCGUUAUGCCAUCAAUGCACGUGAGGUCGUCGACAUCGUGUUUGACCGAGUCGUGCGUGACCACGGCCUACCUUUGAGCAUCAUAUCUGAUUGUGACCCGCGCUUUACCAGCCGAUUCUGGCCACGGCUCCACGAGGUUUACAGCACCCAGCUCCACUUCUCCUUGUCUUACCAUCCUCAGACUGAUGGUCUGACCGAGGUCACGAACCGGACUCUCGAAAAUAUUCUCCGAAAGAUUAUUCGUGACGACCAGCAGUGGGAUCUUCAUCUUGCCCACGCGGAGAUAGCCUACAACCACGCCGUCUCGCCAGCCACGGGGAUGUCGCCUUACUAUUGCGACCUCGGCUAUCACCCUCGUGUUCCCGCAGACUUCCUUCGACCGUCACAGAUGCACCCCGACACGAGUUGUCCCGCACUGGAUGAUUGGGUUGCACACAUGAUGUCGAUCAUGAAGACCGCACAUGAGCACAUAGCCGCUUCCCAGACUCGCAUGGCAGCACGUGCAAACCGAUCGAGGAUGGAUCAUUCAUUCAAAGUCAGUGAUGAUGUGUUUAUCGACGCGCGCCACCUACAACUCGAAGCGGACACACUUCGCAAGUUUCGGCGUCGCUUCUUUGGCCCAUGCCGCAUCCUCCAGGCCGUCGGUUCUGAUACGGCUUCUAGCCCGGUCAGCUUCCGUGUGAAGCUGCCCAACUACCUACGCCAGGCUCGUGUGCACGAUGUUUACCACGUCUCAUUACUACGUCCUUACCGCAGACCGUCUGAGCGUUUCGCUGGACGUCCAUACGAGCGCCCUGGGCAGCGGCCACGGACGGACGAGGCAAAAAGGGACGAGAUUCAGGACAUCCUUGAUGAGCAGGAGGGGGGCCAGGGUGGGGUUGGUGAGGCGGGGCGAGACGAUGCAGUCGGAGGCCCUGACCUGCCAGGGGAGGAGGUAGUGAUGACGUCGAGAGGGGUUGGGGCAGCGGGUAACGCUGCGAGGGCGUCACGACCUGAGUUGGACCGCGCGAGGAGGGAGAAGAGGAAAGUGGGGGAGGAGGACGUCGACGUGCGGGACACGACGAGGGAGAAGAGGGCACGACAGACGACGAUCGAGGAGAUGUACGACAAGGAGAAGUUGGCCGAGUUCUCAGAUGAGUGGCUGCAGUGGAUCUACGCGAAGGGGUUGCCAUUCAACGCCUUCCGAGGGUCGGAGUUCCAGAGGGUUCGCCGGGUGGCAGAGAGAGUACCCCGCACAGUUCGGUUCUUGUUUCCCUCGUACAGGGUUACAGCGGGCGCCAGGAUCCGUUCGCAAAGGACGAAGGUAGCGCCGAUGCCGCUCGUGAACUUCCUGGCUGGGGGCGCGAACGGCACCUUGCUGUACGCCACCGUCACACGUGACGGGUCUGUCCGCGAUACGGCGGAUGUCGUGUAUCGCAGGUGGCGGACCAUCAUCUUGUCCUUUCCUGCAAAGGACGUGAUCGGCUUCUGCACGGACUCCACCAGUAACUACAUGACGGCGGCACGCAGAUUCGCCACAGACCCUGACGCGGACAUUAGGAGGAUCACUUGGCUUCCUUGCUCCACCCACGUCUGCAACUUGAUGUUGUCAGAUGUCGGAACGCGAGUGGGGUGGGUCAAGGAGACCAUCAUCUGUGCCCGAGCAUUAGUGCGAUUUAUUAAAUCGCACGGCGCUGCUCACGCCCUUUUCAGGAGGAUGAGCCCUCGCGUCAUGCUCGUCGAGCCCGUUGAGACUCGGCUUGCAUCGGUUUUCCUGAUGCUGACGUGUCUCAAAGGCCGGCGGGACGCGCUAGAGAGCAUGCUGCACGGCGACGCGUGGGCGCGCAUCCCGUGGGAGCAUAGGCUUCUCGCCCAGGCGCAGUGGGUGCAGCAGCAGAUCCGCGACGGGGAGUUCUGGCGAUGUGUUGACUGUGCCAUCCGCGUUAUGGCGCCCGUCCACCAACUACUGAGGAGGAUGGAUAGAGGGGGGAUGAUGAUGUCCAUCGUGUACGAGUGGAGUCAACAUCUGCUCGAUUUGAUGAGGAGGGUGGAUGUGCCGGCGAACAUGGUCGAGCCGUGCGUGCGCGAGGUUGCCAUCCGCAACCUCCACAUGCUCGAGCCCGCACAUGCCGCGACACACCUCCUCAACCCUUGUCGACGGUCCCUUCGAUAUUAUGAGUCGUUGCAGACGACCAGUGACGACGCCCAUGUGGUCGAGGAGUGCGACAGAUUUCUGCUCGCACAGACCGGCGGCGAUCCGGUUGGCAGACUGUACAGGACCGUGCGCGACCAGAUAAGGCAUUUCCACUCGCGGCAGGGAGAUUGGGGAGAUCGGCAGCUGUCCGAUGCCGAGGCGGACGAUUGUUGGGGGGACUGCCAGACCGAGGGUUGCGUGGCGUGGUGGUUUGCUCACGGACGUCAUCACCCUGAGUUGCGUACCAUCGCGAUCCGUGUGAUGCACUUGUGGACGUCCGCUUCUCCUGCGGAGAGGAACUGGGCGCAGCACGAGCGCAUCAACACGGCGAGGCGCAGCAAGCUUGGGUUUACCAAGCUAGCACAACUGGUUGAGAUUACCACCGAUUUCAAACUGGCCGCGUGCGCGCAGUAGGGUGGUGGCUACGUGUUGCCGUGGGUUAUGGGGACCG
Molecule: messenger RNA, 2757 nt
Organism: Chara braunii
Lineage: Eukaryota; Viridiplantae; Streptophyta; Charophyceae; Charales; Characeae
Source: the annotation of a GenBank genome assembly